Molecule: messenger RNA, 1021 nt
Organism: Daucus carota subsp. sativus
Lineage: Eukaryota; Viridiplantae; Streptophyta; Magnoliopsida; Apiales; Apiaceae
Product: zinc finger protein ZAT10
Exons: 1
Coding region: 90-941 (283 amino acids)
Biological process (GO): regulation of DNA-templated transcription
Cellular component (GO): nucleus
Molecular function (GO): DNA-binding transcription factor activity; transcription cis-regulatory region binding
Source: RefSeq, a predicted model, not a curated record
CUCUCACUCAUUCCCAUCAUUUCUAUCCUCUUUCACAUCUCUCUCCCUCUAAAUCUCUCUCACAAAACUCUCUCUAUAUUUAUCUCCACAUGGCUAUUGAAGCUCUUAGCUCCCCAACCACACCCACUCCCCCUCCCUCCUUCCACUACAAAACCUUACCAAAAAAUCAAAACCCUAGCAAAACAAUUGAUACUACAAAUGAUGAUAAUCACUCUAGUGAUCCAUGCAUGAAGAAGAAACGCACGAAGCGCCCGCGUUACGAGACUCCAUCCACCGAAGAGGAGUAUCUUGCUCUUUGUCUCAUCAUGCUAGCCCGCGGCACCACCGACACGGCCUCGAUCAACAAGACUGCUGAUACGAAGCCGGUCGAAGUGAAACCAAACCAAACAUACCCGGUAUAUCCUGCUGACUCGGGUACCAACCAUCAGAGUCAAAAUUCUUCCACCGACCACUAUGUGCCCUACAAGUGUAGCGUGUGUGACAAGGUGUUCUCGUCUUACCAAGCACUAGGAGGCCACAAAGCAAGCCACCGGAAGCUCGCCGGCGCCGCCGAUGACGUGUCGAUCAUGAACUCCGGGAUCCCGCUCUCCUCCGUUUUGACCCCUAGCGGGAGGGCCCACGUGUGUAACAUCUGCCACAAGGCUUUCCCGACCGGCCAGGCUCUCGGCGGUCACAAACGCCGCCACUACGACGGAGUCAUCGGAAGCGCCGCCGGCAGCGGCGUGACGUCAUCCUCGGGAACCGGGUCGAUCCACCUCCAAGGACACCACAAGGAAAUGGACUUUGACCUGAACUUGCCGGCGGAGCCGGAAGUCGGGGUUCCGAUGGAGAUCAGCGUUGACUUUGGUCGGAAAAGUCAACUCUCCGGCGAGCAAGAAGCGGAAAGUCCACAUCCGGGAAAGAAAGCGAGGUUUUCAAGUGGGUUGGGAUUAGGAUAUUAAAUAAGUAGCUUUUUAGGUUUUAUUUUAAUGCUUGUACAUAAAAAAAUAUUGGUUUAUUGGUUUAUUUGGUUUCGGAUUUA